Molecule: messenger RNA, 474 nt
Organism: Punctularia strigosozonata HHB-11173 SS5
Lineage: Eukaryota; Fungi; Basidiomycota; Agaricomycetes; Corticiales; Punctulariaceae
Exons: 3
Coding region: 1-474 (157 amino acids)
Source: RefSeq, a predicted model, not a curated record
AUGCUCGUGCUUUCUACCCUGCAUAAUCUCCUUGAGCAGGUCCUGGACCCACCCGGCCUGCACACCGCCGUACUCCUUACCCCGGAAGGCCAGCUCGUUUCUUUCGCAUCACACCCUGCUCGUUCGAAGGAUAGAAUACGAGUGAUCGUCGGGCUCAGCGCUUCGUUAUGGCACGAGACCAAGGCGAAGGGCAUUGGCAUGGUUGAGAGCGAGUAUGGCCGUAUUCUUGUGCUCCCGUUGGAGAACGAGCAGCACAUCGACGCGGAUGUUGGCCAGCAGACGGCGGCCGAGCCAGUCAUGCUGCUGGCGUUGAACGGGACGGUCAGCGCGAGUUGGGACGAGCUUCGUGAAAAGGCGCAAGCCCUCGCGAAUCAUCUGUCGAAACCGAUUGGUCAACUACACGGUCGGCUCGUCCACCUUCCGGCACCGACUCCAAGUCAGACGCGCUCACCGAGAAGACAAGUGCAGCGAUAA